Molecule: messenger RNA, 3993 nt
Organism: Centruroides sculpturatus (bark scorpion)
Lineage: Eukaryota; Metazoa; Arthropoda; Arachnida; Scorpiones; Buthidae
Product: follicle-stimulating hormone receptor-like
Exons: 10
Coding region: 140-3523 (1127 amino acids)
Biological process (GO): G protein-coupled receptor signaling pathway
Cellular component (GO): membrane
Molecular function (GO): protein-hormone receptor activity; protein binding; G protein-coupled receptor activity
Source: RefSeq, a predicted model, not a curated record
CAAAAAUAAUAGACUUCGCCAAUUCCCAAGUGCUAUAUCGACUCUCUCGUCUCUUAGAGAACUAUCAUUCGCCAACAACGGAAUCAAUUAUCUUCCUAACCACAUAUUCCAAGGAUGCCCGAAAUUAACUCUCUUAGAAAUGGGAAAAAAUCCUAUUUCCGAAAUUGGCGUGUAUACAUUUUAUAAUAUGGCUUACUUAAAAAAAUUGAUAUUAUCAGAAGUGAGAAAAAUGGAAGAAUUUCCAGAUCUGAAAGGGACGAGUGCAUUGGAACACUUGAGAUUAGAUCGUGCCAGUUUGAAAACCGUACCGGAGGAUUUGUGCCUAAAAGUACCAAUGUUAAAGAGUCUGAAUUUAAAAUCGAAUAAAUUGAAAAGCCUUCCCCGUUUAUCUGGAUGUAAGGAGCUAAGAUUUAUUGAUCUAAGUUACAAUCUUAUCGAUUCAUUAGGAGAAUCUCCUUUUUCAAAACUUAGCAAAUUGAUCGAUCUUUUCCUAAGUAACAAUUUGAUCGAGCGAAUUGAAUCUGAUUCUUUCGAAGGAUUAGAUAACCUUCAAGUGCUAGAUCUUCAUAAUAACAGAAUUGAGUUCAUCCAUCCGGAAGCAUUUUCUUCAUUCAACGAUCUCAGAGACCUGAACCUCGCUUAUAAUCAGUUUUCAGUGAUUCCAACAAGCGGUCUCGAAAAUUUAAGGCAACUGAAAACAUUCAACAACAGGAAUUUAAAGGAAUUUCCGGCGCCCGAAAUGUUUCCAAAAAUUCAUACUUUAGCUUUAUCUUACGCCUAUCAUUGUUGUCCUUUUUUGCCAUAUGCACGAAAGCCAACUGCUUCAUUGAAGGAGACAAUCGUUUGGCUGACGAGAGAAGAACUAGAUAUGAAAGUCUGGAGUACAAAUAUCACAGACGUGUGGCCUGGAUAUGAGAAUUUCUCAAGUAAGUUUGAAGAGUUUGCUACACAGUUAUGGAGUGCGUUUCGUAAGGAUUAUACAAUUCCGGAUAAUUUAGCCACACAAUACGUAGAAGAAUAUCCCGACGACAGUUUCGAGGACGAAAGUGGACAACUUGGAAGAUAUCCAAUUCAGUGUUUGCCAGAACCAGGGCCUUUUAUGCCAUGCGAAGAUUUAUUUGGUUGGUGGACACUGAGAUGUGGUAUUUGGGUUGUAUUUUUGCUUGCAAUGCUAGGAAAUGGAUUAGUUGUAAUUGUUUUAUUAUUUGGUCGAAGUAAAAUGGAUGUACCAAGAUUUCUAGUGUGUAAUCUCGCUAUAGCUGAUUUUAUGAUGGGAAUUUAUUUAGGAAUUUUAGCCGUAGUCGAUGCAUCUACUCUUGGAGAAUUUAAGAUUUAUGCUGUCUAUUGGCAAACAUCAGCGGGCUGUCAGAUAGCGGGAUUUCUUGGUGUAAUAAGUAGUGAAUUGUCUGUCUUCACUUUAGCAGUCAUUACACUUGAAAGAAAUUAUGCAAUUACUAACGCUAUGCAUCUCAACAAAAGAUUAUCUUUGAAGCAUGCCGGAUAUAUAAUGGCUUCGGGAUGGUUCUUUGCUCUUGUUAUGGCUAUACUUCCCCUGUUAGGCAUAAGUGAUUACAGAAAAUUUGCCAUUUGCCUGCCUUUUGAAACAGAAGACGUUUUUUCUUUAUCGUACGUUGUUUUUCUUAUACUUAUCAAUGGUGUGGCAUUUCUUAUUCUGAUGGGAUGUUAUUUUAAAAUGUAUUGGGUGAUACGUGGAUCUCAAGCUUGGAAUUCAAAUGAUUCCAGAAUUGCCAAGCGUAUGGCUUUAUUGGUAUUCACGGACUUCAUAUGUUGGGCACCAAUUGCAUUUUUCUCAUUGACUGCUGUUUUCGGUGUUCAUUUAAUUUCUCUAGAAGAAGCUAAAGUAUUCACCAUUUUUGUUUUGCCCUUAAACAGUUGUGCCAAUCCAUUUCUUUAUGCUAUUUUCACAAAACAAUUUAAAAAAGAUUGUGUAUUAAUAUGUAAAAGGAUUGAAGAGUCUAGAGUAACGAGAGGAAUUGGUAGGUGUAGACAUAGUUCAAAUUUUUCAAAUCGACACACUCCAGCUAAUACAAAUUCAGCUGCAGACAGAAAAAGUGGUGAACAACCUGUCUGUCAAUGCGCAGUUGGAAGAAGGACUACAGAAGUUCCUAGUGGAAUACGAUCACGAUCUCGUUCUUCGUGGCUCAAGUACUUGUUUUGCAACCAAUCAAAUGACGAUGAAAGAUCUGGAAGCGAUUACACUUAUGCAAUUGCACAAAUUCAAAGAAACCUUGAGGGAGAUCAUCAUAAACGUACCUCUAGUAUAUCUAGUGAAAACUUUUCGUCUCGUUCUGAUAGCUGGAGAUACGGCAUUGCGUUAAGAUUAUUAGAAAGAAAUGGAAGAAGAAAUUCAUGGAGUAAUAAUACUCAAAAAUCAUCAUCUCAAGAUUCUCAUACAUCUUGCAGUCGGCAGGAUUCAUCUACUUCCACAUUUCGUCUUUCGAGAUCAAGUGUCAGUAGUGAUACGUCAAGUUCUUUGGCAGGUCGAACUGCUUAUACUCGAGAUCGUCCACCACCCGCUAGAGCGGUUGUUAAUGGAGAAACAUCUCAAAGAAUGUUGUCAUUUCGAUCGUCCGUUAAAGACAAACCUAAAUUAUGCAGACAAACAGCAGUACACGAUUUGAACGGAGGAAAAACUUACGAUUCCGCUCAAAGAUCUCCACCUUCUACAGCAAGAAUGUACGGUAACCUUUGCCCCACUUGCGCUAGAAAAGAGCCAGGUCCGUCAUUAGUAUUCAAAAAUAAAGAACUUGAAGAAAAAUUUACUUGUUUUUAUAAUCGUUUGGUUGAAACUAGUAAUGAAGAUAGCAGCGAGGCAACAACUUCUAAAGAAGAACAAGUUAUAUUUUCUAGUGAUCAGUCUACAGAACCAAAACCUGAGAAAGAUGAUAUAGAGUUAGAAAAAGUAACAAGCGAUAAUCCACAAAUUCCAGUCGAUAUUACUGCUACUAUUAUCGAAUCUCAAGCAUCAGAAAUAUUAGACGAAUUUCCUAACAACGACACUUUAAAAACACCUGACAUAAUGGAAAAUAAUAGACUUCAUGUAAGUGCAGAAAAUUCUCCAAAUCCAAAAUCGAGAAGUCUCACCUUCAUCGGUUUUGUUCCACGACGCAAAGCAACAUCGGACACAUCACUAAAAAAAGUAUCUCUUAGAAGUUUACCGACCAUGUUUAGUUCUUUAUCUAGUCAUAAAUUAAUAGAAAGAUCAGACCAUGCUAAAGUAAGAAGCCAUGGACAAAUAGCGACUCAACCAAGAUCUAUCGAUUAUAUUCCUUCCUCUAGAAGCGAACAGUUGCUUCCUCAGUUAUCUCUAGAUUGGUUUUCUCCACGAAAUCAACAUAUUGCUGAAGACACGGAGUCCGAAGAUGAGUGUAUCGAAAGCAAACAGUUGAAAACUCAAGAAAUCUGUGAUCCUAGACUAAUAAAACAUUACACUGUCAUUAAUGCCAGUGAAGAUGUUCCUCUCAUCGACGAAGAUGGACAAAAGCCCGUAUCGGGAAUGUAAAAAUUCUUUAAUGUUUAUUUAAGAGAAUUGGAAUUACAAAUAUGUUCGUUUAUUUAAAAGUGAGCUUGACCAUAAAUCAAAACUGAUUUUUAUCAUUUAUUUCAUUUAUAAUAUUUCAUAUAAAUUACACGACAAAUAACCGAUUUAUCGUCAAGCUUUCUUUAAAAAUGAGAACAUCGGAAGCAAAUAUUGUUAUGAUAACUUUUCUGCAACUUCGAAACAUAUAUGACAUUGAUUUAUUCGUCCAAAAGAAUCUUCUUUAAAUAAAUGUAAAGAUAUAGUGCUACAAUUAGAAUGAUUAUAAUCUGUAAUAAAAUUCAAAUGAAAGUUGUUUCAUCUUAUUACUAAAUAGAUUCUUAAAAUUUACAAAACUAUUUGUUAACAUUUAUAAAAACAAAAUGACUUUUACAUUGUAAAGCAAAAUGUAUUCGAAAGCUAAGAUUUUACUGUCUUUGUUGCAGAAUUUUAAA